Messenger RNA from Rotaria sordida, 507 nucleotides. Lineage: Eukaryota; Metazoa; Rotifera; Eurotatoria; Philodinida; Philodinidae. The record is from the annotation of a GenBank genome assembly.
AUGGCAACCAUUACCACUACAACUACAGAAAUCACCGAUGAAUUUGAAAAAGCUGCCAUGGAUGGAGCAAAAAAAGCUUUGAAUGAAAAUUCACCAUUUUGGGGUGGUGUCGAAUGGUUUAUCAAUUUUCUUCGAACGCAUGUGAAAGCAUUUUUUACUACGCAUAUUAAAUCUAUACCAAUUAUCGGUCAAUUCGCGGCAAGAGUUGGCACAACGGUGACUGAAUUUAUAUUCACAGUUUUGGGUACACUCAUCGGUUUUCUUAAAGUGGUCUGGAAUAGUCCUCAAAUAUGGGACCAGGCUCAUGCGAUGGCAAUGCAAGCGUGGAACGCAAAUGCUGAUAAUGGACUUUUGGCACAGAUCUAUGCUUACGGGAAGAAAAUGGCGGGAUAUUUUCUGGAAAUUAUUAAACAAUGUUUCGAACGUGCGGUCAAAGCUCAUGGUUUGGAAAUGAAUCUAACUGAAAAACAAGCUAUUUCAGGUUUAUUAGAUUCAUUACUUAAUUAG